CAUGUUCUCGCACGCCCCGCCCCAUCUCCCCCACCAGCACCAGCACCAUCCUCUCCAGCACCAGUCUCUGCACCGCCCCCCGACGGCCCCCUCCACCCCGGACACGGAGCACUCCACCCACACGUGGGCGCCCACGCCGAGCUUCCCCCAGCACAUGAGCCAGCAGCUCCAGCCGGCGUCAAACAUCCCCGCCUACCUCUUCGACAGGCGCCAGUUCCCCUACUCGGCGCCCUCCGCAGACGCCACGAGGCAGAAUGCUGCACACACCCCCCAGAUAGCAGCAGCCCAGUCGACCACGCCGGGCGCAUCCGCCUCUGGCCCACUGCUCCCGCAAAAUCUCGCCCAACACCUGAACAAUCCGCCACCGCCCACCGGCUCCCAGCAGUCCAUCAACCCGCCCAUGCAGACCCAGGCUGGACCUGGCACCGGUAGCGUCGCUGGCGCUGCGGCCGGAGGCAAGGUUCUUCUGAUGCCCAACGGCGCGCCGCCCCCUGCAGGGAGCGACGAGGAGAAGAUCUACAUCCUCAUCACCGAGUUGCUUGAGCCAGAAACACGGGAGGCAGCGCUUUUGGAAUUGAGCAAAAAGAGAGAGCUUUACGAAGAUUUGGCAUUGGUCCUUUGGGGCGGUUUUGGUAUCAUGAGCUCCCUGCUGCUCGAGAUCGUCGCCGUCUAUCCAGCUCUUUCCCCGCCAUCCUUGACGGCGCAUGCUUCCAACCGGGUAUGCAAUGCGCUCGCUCUCCUUCAGUGUGUCGCGAGCCAUUCCGACACAAGAGCACUGUUCUUAAAUGCGCACAUUCCCCUGUUUUUAUAUCCCUUUCUCAACACGACCAGUAAAACCCGACCGUUUGAGUAUCUUCGAUUAACAUCAUUGGGCGUUAUCGGUGCUCUCGUCAAACAAAAUGACAACUCGGAUGUCAUCAACUUCCUUCUCUCUACCGAAAUCAUUCCUCUGUGUCUCAGAAUAAUGGAAACUGGCUCGGAACUUUCCAAGACUGUGGCCAUCUUUAUCGUUCAAAAGAUCCUCGCAGAUGAUUUGGGAUUACAAUAUAUCUGCCAAACGUAUGAGAGAUUUUAUGCGGUUGGGACAGUGUUGGCCAACAUGGUGGACGCUCUUGUGGAGAGUCAGGCGGUUCGUUUGUUAAAGCAUGUGGUUAGAUGUUAUUUGAGGAUGAGUGACAACCCCAGGGCAAGAGAGGCUCUUCGUGCCUGCCUUCCAAAGGCUUUGCAGGAUAACACCUUCAACCCCCUUCUCAAGGGCGAUAUGGUUACCAAGCGAUGCCUUCAGACCCUCUUAAUGAAUCUCAACGAGCGGCCCUCUUCUGACAUUCAAUAAGCAAUCCACCUUGUUUAACACCUAUUUAGGUCGUUUACUACCACAAAAAUGGCGCAUUGGCAAGAGCGCGCCACGGCACUUUGCAUCAACCUCAUACGCAUUUAAAUACCAGCACUAUCAUACCCUCAAUAGCUUUGUUUGUCAUGAUCUUCCAAUUUCGAAUCAGCUUGUACUUUUCUAUCGCUACGACCAGGUACAUACAACAGUUUCUCCUUUUUUUCUUCCUUUUUAGCCAUCCCCCAUAGGGGUUGUUCACUAGUUCGUAAUUAAUCGAGUCUUUGGUCCGUUUUUCGAUUGUGAUAUGUGGUGUGAUACAUUAAUUAGAAGAUAAAGGAAGAAUAUAUAUGCAAUUUGCGUUUGUACUACCUUUUUUUG
Cryptococcus deneoformans JEC21 is the source of this 1708-nucleotide messenger RNA. Its product is annotated as regulation of transcription from Pol II promoter-related protein, putative. Lineage: Eukaryota; Fungi; Basidiomycota; Tremellomycetes; Tremellales; Cryptococcaceae. Gene Ontology annotation, biological process: negative regulation of translation; mRNA catabolic process. Gene Ontology annotation, cellular component: P-body; CCR4-NOT complex; CCR4-NOT core complex. The coding region runs from base 2 to 1333 and encodes 443 amino acids. The record is from RefSeq and is a predicted model, not a curated record. The transcript is spliced from 5 exons.